AUGGGAGACAGAGGAAAAUAUUACAGUGUGUGGGGGCUCAUGCACUCUCAAUUUAUCAAGCCGAUAAUAUGCAGUCUCUCGAGCGACAAGUAUCACUUUGCUGCCUCGAGCGCGUUUUGCUCGAUCAUGAAGAACAUAGCAGUACAUUCACAGGAACCUCAACUCCCUCAAGGGUUUCACCUCCUCGUCAAGAUUGUAUCGCAUACUCCAUACAAGUUCGCGUACUCUUGGACUGCCCCUGGCUCCUCACAUCCCUUUGAUGAGUUUGACUUGGAAUCAUGUCUGCAGAAGGCAUCGAUGACGGGAAUGGCGAAGGAUGUGUUGUCAGAUGUCUUGCAAAAUCACAAGAUGAAUGUGAAGACAAUGAUGACAGAGUGGGCGAGGAAGAAAGAGACGGAGAGCAGGCAGAGUAAUGGACACAGCGACUACCAUGAGCAGAUGAGCAAAAAUGCUUCUCUGAGCUCCUCGUUCCCCAGCAUGUCCAACAGAGAUCACCCUCAAAACCACCACGGCAUCGAGCUUGAAAGUCCUCCCGCAAUCGCACCGCAGGAAGACCUGUGCGGCAUACAAGGCUGCGUCUGCGAGACUGAGGGACUUCACAUCCAUCAGCAAGAGCCGAAGCUACCACAAGGAUUCUACCUAUCAGUGAAGAAAGAAAAGUCAAAGCUGGAGAUGAGGUGGAAGCUGCCUGGGUCAAGUGAUUUGUUGAAGGAGAAUGCGAUAGAGCGGGAGCUGCGGUCGACAUCACCUGCCAGCGCGAUGAGUGUGGACGAGUUUGAGAGAUUUGUCGACCUGUUUGUGCAGCACAAGAUCAACGUAAAGGCUUACGCGGCGAAGGAGUGGAGCCGGAGGAAGAAACUCGAUUCUUUAGCUCAGACGAAUAGGCACGAGGAAUGGGAUGUGAUGAUGGACCCUAAGACAGGUCAGGAUGCCCGCGGGGUGCCGGAAGAGAACGUUGCUCUACUUGUCAAACCAAACUUUGGAGAUGUCAACAACGAGCGGACUCUGAUCUUCGACUCCGGAGACUUUUGUCCCGCAUGUGGCAAAGACUUCUCUCACAUCGCAAUCGCCACUCGACGCAACUCGAUGCUCAAGCACCUCUACCACUUCAAGAGGACAGGCUACUGUAAGUUCUCGCGCUACAACUUCAACGCCAUGGGCCCAGCAGCGGUCAACGACCAUGCAGACGUCGCUGAGAGCUCCGACCUCCUGCUCAACUCGUCGCAACAGCUGCUGUCCGGUAUGGACUUUGAAAGCCAUCCGCUCAACGACAGCGCCGCUACCAUGAUGAACGACCGAUCGCACGAGUGCUACAUGUCAAACUCGGACGACGACGACGACGACGACGACGACGACGACGACGACGAUGAUGAUGACGACGACGACGACGGCGAGGGCGAGGGCGAGGGCGAGGGCGAGGGCGAGGGCGGGGGCGGGGGCGGGGGCGAGGGCGAGAGGUCGCCUCCGCGCCGGAAAAGAGGGCGUCCAAGGCUCCCCUCCUCCAAGUGCAGCCGAUGUGGCAAGUGGCGGAGGCUUCGUUCUCGUUUCGGGACUGAUCAUGAUCGACCCUUCUUCUGCGCCAUGCUGUCAAACACCAACUGCUCCAUGGAUGAAGUGCCGGCCCACCGCCCGCGCGACUUGUUAGAGGGCGAGAAAGACAGGGAGAGGGGCAGGGCAGCGCACAAGCGACCCCGCUCGUUCCCCGACACGGACAGAGAUGAAACAGACUCGGGCGGGAGGGCAGAAAGUCUGACGAGCAAGAAGGAGAAGUUGGAAGUCUGCACGUGGCAGAAGAACUUCGAGAUGCUCAAGGACUUCAAGCAGAAGCACGGGCACCUGUUCGUCUCCCAGAGCUCCAAGUCUCGCUUCUUCCACCCUCAGCUGGGACGAUGGGCCAGCUGGCAGAGGACGCUGCUCAACAAGGGAGAGCUGCAGGCAGAGAGGAAGCGAUGGCUGGACGAGAUCGGCUUCUGCUGGAAUGGCAGGGAGGUGGUCAAGAUCAUCGGCCGCUCCACCAAGAAGAGAAAGCACAGGGACAAGCACAGGGACAGCCACUGA
Guillardia theta CCMP2712 is the source of this 2058-nucleotide messenger RNA. RefSeq lists its product as hypothetical. The record is from RefSeq and is a predicted model, not a curated record. The coding region runs from base 1 to 2058 and encodes 685 amino acids. Lineage: Eukaryota; Cryptophyceae; Pyrenomonadales; Geminigeraceae. The transcript has 6 exons.